AUGCCCGGCGAAGUCAUCGACCGGCCGAAUCCGCAGCCAUUACCGUCGCAUCUGCCCGAUGGUCUAGAGAAACUGAGCAUCAAGCUGUCUCACGAGACGCUGGAUCCCAAGGCAUGCGAUGGUCUGUUCAAGUACCGGCGCGCGGCUGCUUACAUUGCUGCGGCAAUGAUUUUCUUGCAAGACAAUACACGCCUGGAGAGAGAUUUGACUUUCGAUGAUGUUAAGCCUCGAUUGCUCGGCCACUGGGGAACAUGUCCCGGCCUCAUCUUGGUCUAUUCCCAUUUAAACUAUCUCAUCCGGACGAUGGAUCUCGACAUGCUCUAUGUCGUCGGCCCAGGCCACGGUGCGCCGGCGAUUCUGGCCGCGCUGUGGCUGGAAGGCUCACUGGAGAAAUUCUAUCCCCAGUACUCGCGCGACAACAGCGGACUGCACCGGCUGAUUUCAACGUUUAGCACUACUGCUGGUUUUCCCAGUCACAUCAAUGCUGAAACCCCCGGCGCCAUCCACGAGGGCGGAGAACUGGGCUACGCCCUCUCGGUAUCCUUCGGUGCCGUGAUGGACAACCCGAAUCUGAUUGUUACCUGUGUAGUUGGCGACGGGGAAGCCGAGAGCGGCCCGACUGCAACGUCCUGGCAUGCAAUCAAAUAUAUCGACCCCAAGGAAUCUGGUGCCGUCCUGCCCAUACUGCAUCUGAAUGGAUUCAAGAUCAGCGAGCGCACCAUCUUCGGAUGCAUGGACCAGAAGGAGCUGCUGGCUCUGUUCAGCGGCUAUGGGUACCAGGUCCGCUUUGUCGAGGAUCUCAAUGAUAUCGAUACCGAUCUUCACUGCUCCAUGGUCUGGGCUGUGGAAGAGAUCCGGAAGAUUCAGGCGGCUGCUCGGGCUGGGAGGCCUAUCCUCAAGCCGAGAUGGCCGAUGCUUAUUUUGCGCACUCCUAAGGGAUGGUCCGGCCCAAGACAGCUCCACGGCCAAUUCAUCGAAGGCUCGUUCCACUCGCACCAAGUCCCAUUGCCCAAAGCCAAAACCGACAAGGACCACCUAGACCUGCUCCAGAAAUGGCUGGCAGACUACAAACCAGGCGAGCUCUUCACACGGGACGGUGACAUCAUCGACGAGAUCAAGACCGUGAUCCCGGCCGACAACGCCAAGAAACUGGGCCAGCGCAUCGAGGUCCACGGCAGCUAUAUCGCGCCCAAGCUCCCGGACUGGAAGAUGUUCGGCGUGCAAAAGGGCCAGAAGGAGAGCGCCAUGCAGGCCAUCGGCAAGCUGAUCAACGAGGUCUUUGUGCUGAACCCGCACAGCGUGCGGUUGUUCUCUCCGGACGAGCUGGAGAGCAAUAAGCUUGAUGCUGUGUUUGAUCAAACUGGCCGUAACUUUCAGUGGGAUGAGUUUGCUAAUGCACGCGGCGGCCGGGUCAUCGAGGUGCUGAGCGAGCAUAUGUGCCAGGGCUUUAUGCAGGGGUAUACUCUGACGGGCCGGGUGGGUAUCUUUCCGUCGUAUGAGAGUUUCCUGGGGAUUAUCCAUACGAUGAUGGUGCAGUAUGCUAAGUUCAUUAAGAUGGUAAGCUGCUCAAGAAACAACAUGGCACUGCGGCAUCAGCAGCAUCAACUACAUCGAAACAAGCACCUGGACACGGCAGGAACACAACGGAUUCUCGCACCAGAACCCGUCGUUCAUCGGUGCCGUGCUGAAGCUCAAACCAACCGCCGCACGCGUGUACCUGCCACCAGACGCCAAUACCUUCCUGACAACGGUGCACCACUGCCUCAAGUCCAAGAACUACGUCAACCUAAUGGUGGGCUCGAAGCAGCCCACGCCAGUGUACCUGACCCCCAAGAAGCAGAGAACCACUGCCGCGCAGGGGCAUCGGUAUGGAAGUUCUGCAGCACGGACGAAGGACUGAACCCAGACGUGGUGCUGGUGGGGAUCGGCGUCGAGGUGAUGUUCGAGGUAAUCGAGGCAGCAGCGCUUCUACGGCGGCGCAUCCCGGCGCUGCGUGUGCGCGUCAUCAACGUCACGGACCUGAUGAUCCUCGAGAACGAGGGCGUGCAUCCGCACGCGUUGUCGACCGAGGCCUUUGAUAACCUCUUUACGGCCGACAGGCCCAUCCACUUCAAUUACCAUGGCUACCCAACUGAGCUGCAGGGCUUGCUCUGGUGUCGCCCGCGUCUGGACCGGAUCUCUAUUGCCGGGUACAUGGAGGAGGGUAGUACCACCACCCCCUUCGAUAUGAUGCUCGCCAACCGCACCUCGCGCUUCCAUGUGGCCAAGGCGGCUCUUCGAGGGGCUGCGAGGCGUAAUGAGAAGGUUCAGGUGCGGCAGCAUGAGCUGGCCACGGAGAUGGAUCAUGAUAUCGUCAAGACGAGGAAGUAUAUUAUCGACACUCACAAGGAUCCCGAUGACAUGUAUGCCAUGCCCAAGUUCGACUAA
Penicillium alfredii is the source of this 2427-nucleotide messenger RNA. Its product is annotated as putative phosphoketolase. The transcript is spliced from 8 exons. Lineage: Eukaryota; Fungi; Ascomycota; Eurotiomycetes; Eurotiales; Aspergillaceae. Bases 1 to 2427 code for a protein of 808 amino acids. The record is from RefSeq and is a predicted model, not a curated record. Gene Ontology annotation, biological process: carbohydrate metabolic process. Gene Ontology annotation, molecular function: aldehyde-lyase activity.